Argiope bruennichi is the source of this 1329-nucleotide messenger RNA. RefSeq lists its product as uncharacterized. Lineage: Eukaryota; Metazoa; Arthropoda; Arachnida; Araneae; Araneidae. The coding region runs from base 30 to 938 and encodes 302 amino acids. The transcript has 2 exons. The record is from RefSeq and is a predicted model, not a curated record.
CACGCUAUUCGGACUUGUAAAGGAAUACCAUGUUUUCAGUAGUUGUCUCUGCGUGUCUGCUAGCAUGCCUAGCGCAAGCCCAUCCAACGUACUAUCGUCCCUUUUACCACGAACGCUCGCAUUACAUAGAGGAAAACAGAGGAGACAAAAAUGGCUUUAGAGAAUAUGACCAAGGGUCCAAUAAUCAACGCCAUAAAUUACAAGCAUCUCAUGGUGCCAGCGAGCAUGAGGAUGGGCAAUCUCAUUCCUUACGAGAUCGCAUCAAAAAGAACAAAUACGAUGAAGCUGCCCAUGAUUCAAAGCAUUCUUCGGGGGGAAAGGAAGAGCAUGUCAAGAAAUCCCACGAUAAAGGAUUUUAUGAAAAAGAAAAGCAUUAUGGUUAUGAAAAAUCAUAUGGCUAUGAACGUGAAACCAAGUCCCAUGAUAAAGGGUCAAUCUCCCAAGGUCACAAAAGUGGCUAUGAGCAGAACGAAAGCAAGGGGAACCGUAAAACGGGUGAACAGUUCUUGCGAGAUCUGGCCGAAGACGCCAAGAAGUUUAAUCGUGGAUCCCAGUCUCAUGGAAGCAAAGGCGAAAUCCAUGAAUCGUCUUCUCACCACAGUAUAGGUAAAGAGAUUGAAUCCGAACUGGACGCUGAGUUCAGAAGGCCGCACUUUCAAUUUGCAAAGCGAUCGGGACCUAUUUCAGGCUUUGCCCCAAAUUUUGUCCCAAGACAGUAUAUGUUUGGGAUGGAUGAUUCUUUUCAAAGAUUCAGGCUUUUGAGUGGGAUUCAUGGAUUAGGUGGAAUCCGGGUAAACGCUCUGGGUUUUGGAUACAAUCCAUUGCGAUACAAGCUCCUGGAAGACCACAUGGAUAGCAAAAUAGUGCCGUUAAGUGAACUGCAUUUUGACAUAGAACAUCCUGCAAGCAGAGUACUGUACUUUGAUCAUGAUCUAUAAAUCUUUUUUUUUUUCAUUUUGGAUAACAAACUCUUUCUGAUUAUAGAAGCCUAAAGAAGAUUCAUUUCAAUCUAUUUAUUAUUGUAAUAUGAAGCUCAUUAUACAUAAAUUUCUGCACAUAAGCACAUUGUAAUAGAAAGAUUUAAAUCAAAUGAACAGAUUUGCGGAGACACUAUAUAGAAAGAUCUUCGUAUUUUUUAAACGAUAUCAAUUCUUACAAAACCUUUAAAUCAGAUAAUUUAAUAGAGGCAGCUUUAUUUUCCGUAUUAUUUAUUGUAAUUUUAACAUCGUAAUCGAUGUUCCUUUCACUUUGUAUUGAAAAAUAAGUGCAUAUUAACGUCCAUCUAUAAUUAUGCGUUCAUCAAUUCAUAUAAAAGCAAUCAUUUUUAGA